This is a messenger RNA of Acanthamoeba castellanii str. Neff, 2523 nucleotides long. RefSeq lists its product as uncharacterized. The coding region runs from base 1 to 2523 and encodes 840 amino acids. NCBI's taxonomy places the organism in Eukaryota, Discosea, Longamoebia, Acanthamoebidae. Gene Ontology annotation, molecular function: GTP binding. The record is from RefSeq and is a predicted model, not a curated record. The transcript is spliced from 13 exons. Gene Ontology annotation, cellular component: nucleus; cytosol.
AUGGGGCAGGAUCUGACCAAGCUCACACCAGAUGAGCUCAAGGCUCGCCAAAUCAAGGAGAUGGAUGCUGAAAUGAAGCAGAAGCUCCAGCGCGUGAAAGUUGUGAUCAAGGGAGACAAGAACACGGGCAAAACGUGCCUCUGGCGUCGGCUGCAGCGAAUGUCGUUUCUAGAGGACUACCGCAGCACCGAGCAAAUACAAAUAGCCACCAUCGCCUGGGACUACAAAGCUACGAGCGAUAAGAUUAAGGUGGAGGUCUGGGACGUCGUAGACAAAGCGUCGAAGCGGAAGGAGAGCGGCAACCUGAAGAUCGGGAUUCAGGGCGAGGACGGCCUCGACGUCGACCUCUCCGACGACGAUGACGAAGAGCGCAAGACCCCGAAUCUGCCGGCGACGACGCCCGGCGUCAACCCGCAGGGCAGCUUUGCCGUGGACAAGCUCGACGCUGAAACGGUGAAUGUGUACAAGAACUGUCAUGCCGUCUUGUUCCUGAUGGACCCGCGCAAGAAGUGGACCUUCGAUUACAUCGAACGCGAGCUGCCCAAUGUGCCCAAGAGCACCUUCGUCCUCAUCCUGGUGAACUACAAGGACGUACCACAGAACCAGAGAGUGAUCAGCGAGUACGAAAUGCAAGAGUUUGCCAGAAAUGCCGGCAAGUUCGUGCGGUGCUUGGAGUGUUCGAUGCGAAACUGCUACGGCAUGAAGGGAAUUCGCUGCUUCUUCAACCUGCCCUUCCUCAAACUCAAGCGGCAAUACAUCAUUCAACAGCUCAAGGAGAACGAAGCCGAUCUCGACGCUGCCGAUCAAGAGCUCGAUUUAGUCAACUCCGAACAGAACUACGAUUUCUAUCUCAAGUGGCUGGAGGAGAACCGCAAGAACGUGAAGGCCACCGCACAGAUGACGUCGGUGCUUCCCGACGGACCUCCCCCGCGAGCCGCCAUCGGAUCCUCCAAGGGCACCGAGGUGACGGCGGCCUCGCUCACGGACGAUCCGAAGAUGAAUCGCAGCCGGAGCGCGAGCGUGCCCCAGAACCCCGCGGCGGGUGGACCCGCGCGUCAGCCCACACCUGCCAAGCAGCUGCCCGCUCCGGUGGCCAACACCGCCGCCCCGGCCGCCAGUGCUCGCCCGACCCAGCCGCCUCAGCCGACCACUCCCCAACGUGCCCCGGCCGCCGCCGUGCCACCAGCUCAGGCCGAGGCUGCCAAGACCGCGCCGGCAGAGGGCGGCGGCCUCAUGUCGUGGACCUCGAAGCUCUUCUCCUCCUCCGCCGCCUCGCCCGCCAAGCCCGCCGCCACCGCCCCCAAGCGCGAAGUCCGCGACGUGGUGGCGGACUUGCAGAAGCUGGCCAAGGACCCGGCGGCUCGGAGUGCCCAGACCCCGUCCUCGGUCGAGGACUUUGUGCCGCCGACCGAGGGUGGCGGCGACGACUUCUGGGGCGGCGACGACGACGACGAUGACGACGACGAGCAGAAGGCCAACGCCAACGGCGACUCAGACGACGACGACGGCCGCUCGCUCAUCGCCAAGGACGAGGAUUUGGACGACGACGACGACGAAGAAGAAGAAGAAGAGGUGUCGCCGGCGGCGGCUAAGGCCAAGGCGAAGAGGGAGCGCGAGGAGCGGGAGAAGAGGGAGCGCGAGCGCGAGCAGAAGGAGCGGGAGCUGAAGGAGAAGGAGCGGCAGCGGAAGGAGCGCGAGGCGGAGCGCGAGCGCGCGCAGGCAGAGGCCCUCCGCCGCCAGUUCGAGCAGCAGGAGGCCGCCGCCGCUGCGGCUGCUGCGGCCGCCAAGCCCGGCGGCGACUACAAGCAGGUCAGCGAUGACGACGACGACGAUGAUGACGUCACCGCCGACGUUGACUCGACGCCGUCGGCAGCGCCUAACGGCCACAAGCCCGCGGAGAAGCCCAAGAAGAAGGAGAAGUCGAUCUGGGGCACGAAGGAGGAGGACAGCGAUGACGACGACGAUGACGACGAUGACAACGAGGCGUGGGGCCUGCCCCCGAAGAACAAGAAGGACGGCGCCGCCGCGAAGAAGAAGACGAAGAGCAAUCCCUUCAUCGUGACCAACGACGAGGACCUGCCCUCGGAUGACGAUGACGACGAGAAGCCCGCCAAGCCGAGCAUCACCUCCGCCUCCAUGGGCGUUCUCCCCAGUGCGACGACGAGCGUGAGCGAGAAGGAAAGACGAAGGGAGGAGAAGGAGCGGGAGAGGGAGUCACGCCGGAAGCGCCGCGGCGUCAACGGCAGCUACGGCGAUCUGGCCGACGCGUCGAAGGGCGAGAGCUCGUCCACGCCGGAGGGCGAGCGCAAGGAGCGCAAGUCGCGGCACCGCCACCGCGGCGAGCGCGGCGACGAGGCCACGCCGGAGGGCGAGCGCCGGGAGCGCAAGUCGCGGCAUCGGCACCGGGGCGAGGGCGGCGAGACGACCAGCGGCAGCGGCGAGCGGGAGUCGCGGCGAAGCAGCCGUAGCAGCAAGCGGUCGCACCACCGCUCGCGUUCGGCAUCGCCCACCCCACCAUCGUGA